Messenger RNA from Rattus rattus (black rat), 2024 nucleotides. Its product is annotated as zona pellucida sperm-binding protein 3 receptor. Gene Ontology annotation, biological process: negative regulation of complement activation, classical pathway. NCBI's taxonomy places the organism in Eukaryota, Metazoa, Chordata, Mammalia, Rodentia, Muridae. The coding region runs from base 89 to 1822 and encodes 577 amino acids. The record is from RefSeq and is a predicted model, not a curated record. The transcript is spliced from 12 exons.
AGACACUUCAUUCUGAGAGGGGGGAAAAAUCCCAAGGCAACACUGGAGUCUUCCUACGUCUUAUUCAGAUACCUACAGAAAAGGGAUAAUGACAGCCUGGUCCUUGCAUGAGCUGUGGAAAACCUCUCAUUCAACACUGUUCCAAGUGACCCUGGCCACUGUUCUGAUGGCUCCUGUUCUUGGUGACUGUGGACCUCCACCCAAUUUACCGUUCGCUUCUCCAAUCAGCCAGUUAGAUGAGGUAUCCUUCCCACCUGGAGCUGUUCUGAAAUAUACCUGCCAUCAUGGCUUCAAGAGAACCAAUUCAAGCCAUAUUACUUGUGAUGAGAAUGGUUCAUGGGUGUAUACUACUUUUUGUGCCAGGAAACGGUGCAAAAACCCAGGCGAGUUGGUCAAUGGGAAAAUAGAAAUCCUGUCUGACCUUUUGGUAGGCUCAAACAUAGAGUUCAGCUGCUUGGAGGGCUAUCUUCUGAUUGGCUCAGCAACUAGCCGGUGUGAGGUCCAAGGUAAAGGAGUUAACUGGAGUGAUUCUCUCCCAGAAUGUGUAAUUGCCACAUGUGAGCCCCCUCCAGUCAUCAACAAUGGGAAGCACAGUGGUAGAGAGGAAGACCUGUACACAUACGGCUCCAUGGUCAUCUACAGUUGUGAUCCCAGCUAUACACUCUUUGGCAAUGCCUCCAUUGUCUGCACUCUGGUGAACAAAACAGUAGGUGUUUGGAGUCCACACCCUCCUGCCUGUGAAAAAAUCGUCUGUCAUCAGCCACAGAUUCCAAAGGGAGAGUUGGUCCCUGGAUUUCGACAUUUCCACACUUACAAAGACGCUCUUGAGAUCAGAUGCAAUAAGGGCUUUGCUCUCAGAGGCAACAGCGUGAUCCACUGUGAGGCUAACGGCGAGUGGUUUCCUUCGGUCCCCACCUGUGAACCCAAUGGUUGUAUUGAUAUACCAGAUAUUUCCUAUGCUUCCUGGGACGGAAAUAGGUUUCCAUUAGAAAAUACUGCAGUAUUUGAAAUUGGGACCAAAUUGAAAUACCGGUGCAAGCCUGGCUAUCAAGCAAAUGCUCACGAUGUUCAGAUUGUGACUUGUCAGGAAAAUCUGACCUGGUCAUCUCCUAGUGGAUGCGAAAGGGUAUGUUGCCCAACACCAAAUAUGGAGAAAAUCAAAAUCGUAAGUGAAAGGAGAGAUUUCACUGGCACAUGUGUCUAUGCCUAUGGGGACUACGUUUUCUAUAUUUGUAGUGAAGGUACUUACCCUAUGACUACGGAUGGAAGGAGUUCAUGUCAAGCAGAUGGAAAGUGGGACCCUGCAAUACCAUCAUGUGAGGCAGACCCAAGCCUGCAAAACCAUUUUGCUCUCACCUUCCCAAACAUAUCAGAAACCAACGUGACAAACAGAACCUAUAUGCUUGAAAAUGAAAACGCAACAGAGAGUUUCAUUAAAGCUGUGUGUCCCAAACCAGACAUCAUAAAUGGAAAACUGUCAGUGGAGAAAGAGAUCUAUGCUGAGAUGGAAAAUAUCACCAUUCAAUGUGAUCCUGGAUAUGACUUAGUUGGUUCCUCAAACAUCAUUUGUUUAGAGAACAGAACAUGGUACCCUGACAUACCCUUCUGUAUAAUGGAGGGUCCAGAAGACUGCGAAAUAGUGAACAAAGGCAGACAACUCUUGCAGUGCCUCUCAAGCCCAGAAGACGUGCAAAGGGCCCUGGUGGUGUACAAGCUGUCUCUAGAGAUCGAACGAUUAGAACAGCAGAGAGAGAAGUGGGCAAAAGUACACAGGAAAGCUCAUUACACAAAAGUCGAUGGGCCAUUUAGGCCGUUCAGUUAAUGUACGGAACCUCCACUCAACAGCUGGACCGACACGUAAGAACCUCCACUCCUGUUAAGAGGUUUCUGGGCCAGAAGAACUUAGGUUGUUUCUUUUUGUUUGUUUUUGAAACUAUGUCAUUCUUUAGUGUCUAGCCAUUGUGGUUCAAUUGUCUCCUUGGCUCGACUCACUGAAAUGGUUAAAUAUAAACUCUCAAAUAUCA